Molecule: messenger RNA, 1278 nt
Organism: Aspergillus lentulus
Lineage: Eukaryota; Fungi; Ascomycota; Eurotiomycetes; Eurotiales; Aspergillaceae
Source: RefSeq, a predicted model, not a curated record
AUGAAGGGCUUGAACCUCAGCGGCCAGAAGACUUCUAGGUCUCAAGCUCUGGUCUGUCAAUUUUGUCAACUCCCUACCAGGCCAAUUGCCUGUCAGGCGCCGUUUGCGCGAUACCAUUCAUUCUCAACCACAACCACUUCCCGCGCCCAAUCAAGACAAUUGCGGCCAAAGAAGGAUUCAAGAAGUCCAUGGGUGACUCACAGGCUUACACCUAGCCGAUUGGCAUCGACUUCCUCGAACACACCUUCCUCCUUCGACCCAGAGACGUCCUUGCGACAAAUCUCCCAUGAGUCUUCCGAACUUCUCAGGCUCGACUCCGUACCCUCCAACGAGUCAAUUGUGAAGAUUCUACAGAAAUGUGAACGAAUAGCAGAGGCUCUUGUGAGUCGCGAACAAGACAAAGUCGAGAAGUCUCCUUCCGCUGGGGAAGAGGGAAGUGCAAUCUCCUCGUUACUGGAUCUGGAGGAAAAGAACGCAUCAAAGAAACACUUCAAAUCAAUCCGCGAUGCGCAACCCCGCCUAGCCGAGUCGCUGUCGCAGAUCGCUACAGGGCUUCUCAAGGACGAAAAAGUCUUUAUUUCGCCAGAAGCGAUGGCAUGCUAUACCAAGAUUCAGACCCUUUUGAGGAAGGCCGACCAUUUUCCCGAGAUGUUCUACCUGUACGCCCACAAGCCAGUUCCCGAGGAGAACAGUUCCCCUGUCAAAUACCACAAGGCAAAUCCCAAGAGCGUCAACAGCGCCAUUCCCACCGAACUUGCGAACAUGGCCCUGGACAUCGCCAUCGAACAGCGAAACCUACCACUCGUCCUGGCAAUCAUCGAUAACACCUUUUGCGCCCCAGCAUUCCACCGUGCGAAGCUCUUCAAGAAGGCUGCUGUACCACUAGGUGGUCUUGCAGCCACGCCAGCCGCGUGUUACGCCAUCGCUUCCUGGGCCUCUAGCUUGCAAAACACCAUGGAUCCCAGCACAGCGACUGGCAUUGCCUUCGCAGCCACUCUCGCCUAUGUCGGAGGUACAUCGUCGAUCGGCCUUUUGGCUAUCACAUCAGCUAACGACCAGAUGGAAAGGGUUGUUUGGCAGGCUGGAGUUCCGUUACGACAUCGCUGGCUGCGAGAGGAGGAGCGCGCCGCACUGGAUAGGGUUGCCGUCGCUUGGGGAUUCAAGGAUAUCUACAUGAGGGGCGAGGAGGAGGGAGAAGAGUGGGACAGUUUGCGGGAGUUCAUCGGUAUGAGAGGGAUGAUCCUCGACAAGACGGAUCUUAUGCCCGGGAUGCAGUAG